This is a messenger RNA of Linum trigynum, 1376 nucleotides long. The record is from the annotation of a GenBank genome assembly. NCBI's taxonomy places the organism in Eukaryota, Viridiplantae, Streptophyta, Magnoliopsida, Malpighiales, Linaceae.
UAAAAGUUUUUGUUUUUUUUUUCUAACAACAUUGUAUUUUUUGUUUUGUUUUGUAGGAAUCACUUAUUCCCAUCAAUCAUCGAGGGACAAUGUCGAUUGCCUAAUUGGCAUCCUCGUCUCGAGCCCUAUCUAGAGAGGACGGGAUUGCACAUGCUGAGGCAUUUCAUGCGGCUUAAUAUCGACAACGAUCUGCUUACGGCAAUGGCAGAGCGAUGGUGCCCCGAGUUGGAUACCUUCCACUUUCCCGAGGGGGAAAUGACGAUCACCCUCAAAGAUGUUGUCAUCCUCACCGGGCUGCCGGUCACUGGAGAGGCCAUCAUCGGGCAACUCAAGUAAACCCGAAGGUGGAUGGAGGUCGUUGAUUCUCGAGCGUUUGGGUUUCAAUAUGCCGACAACAACGCCCGUUCAAGGGGUUGGGCAUCCACCGCUCAAUGCGGGGCAAGUUUCAAUCCCGUGGCUUGUCGAACACAUCCAACAGGAGGUUAAUUUAGGGCCAGACACCCCUGAAGAUCAGGUGGAGCGAUAUGCACGCGUCUACCUCAUUGGAUUGGUUGGUGGAUUUGUGUUCCCCGACAAGGCAAACCGGUGGAUUCAAGGCAUGUGGUUGCCGUUGCUCCUCGAUGAUUAGGACGAGAUCGGGGGAAAUAGUUGGGGGUCUGGGAUCUACCGAGAGUUGUGUACUUGCUCGAGGUUGGGAGCGAAACAAGCUGGAGGUGCGAUGUUCAUACUCCAACUCUGGGCAUGUCAUCGUAUACCCUCUGGUGCCUGCUCCGCCUUGACCUUCUUUUCGUGAUGAUGCGCCCAUUGUGCCCCCAGCUGAGCCCCCACGGAGGAGUAAGAAAAAAGCUCAGCCAAACAUUGAAAAACUUCGUCCGACUCAGCAAACACAACUUCCUGGCCCAUGGCCAGAUCAUGAGUGGUCAAUUACAAUGGAGGGCGCUCCAGGAUCGUCAAGCUAUGCCCCGCAACAGGAAUAUGACAUGUUUCCUCAAGGGUUCCCUCAUUUCCACCAUCAUCAACAUACCUCGAUUUAUUAGACACCGCCUCCUCAGCCCACAUCUUCUGCCUACUACCACUCUUCUGGUCCAUCUCAGACAUCUGUGCCUCCACCGCCUACCUAUACUUCGGUCGGACGUUGGGUUAAGAGGAAUCCGCGAGCAGUUGGGUUAAGAGGAAUCCGCGAAGAAGGAGGAGGCAGAGAAGGCGGAAGAAGGGGUCGAGGUCACCGUGGAGGAUGAGGACAAGGGAGAGAAAAUGAAGAAAACGAGUGAACUAUCCAUUUGAUCUUUGUUUAUUUAUGUCUUGUGUGUUUUCAUUAAACUAUCCAUGUCGUCUUAUUCUCUAUUGUGUGUUUUCAUUAAACUACCAUUGUCAAG